Molecule: messenger RNA, 789 nt
Organism: Solea solea (common sole)
Lineage: Eukaryota; Metazoa; Chordata; Actinopteri; Pleuronectiformes; Soleidae
Gene: sar1ab
Product: secretion associated, Ras related GTPase 1Ab
Exons: 7
Coding region: 158-754 (198 amino acids)
Biological process (GO): membrane organization; endoplasmic reticulum to Golgi vesicle-mediated transport; vesicle organization
Cellular component (GO): endoplasmic reticulum exit site; COPII vesicle coat
Molecular function (GO): GTPase activity; GTP binding
Source: RefSeq, a predicted model, not a curated record
GUUACCCCUCCUCCUCGAGCGCGUUGUUCUAAAUCCAGUGACGUAUUUCCGGUUAACUGUCAAACUUCAUGUCAGUUGACGCCAGUUGAGGCUCGGACCAAAAGCCAGUCCCGACCGGAGUCGAACACUUUGAGCGGACUGAAGGCAGUAAAGAGACAUGUCUUUUAUAUUUGACUGGAUCUACAGAGGCUUCAGCAGCGUCUUACAGCUACUAGGGUUGUACAAAAAGACUGGAAAGCUGGUGUUCCUUGGACUAGACAAUGCUGGAAAAACAACACUCCUGCACAUGCUCAGAGAUGACAGACUUGGGCAGCAUGUGCCAACACUACAUCCAACAUCUGAGGAGCUGACCAUCGCUGGAAUGACUUUCACAACGUUCGACCUCGGAGGGCACACACAAGCACGAAGAAUCUGGAAGAACUACCUCCCUGCCAUAAAUGGUAUAGUCUAUAUGGUGGAUUGCGCUGAUCAUGAGCGACUGGUCGAGGCAAAGACUGAACUCGACGCCUUGUUAACAGACGAAACCAUCGCCAAUGUACCAGUUCUCAUCCUGGGGAAUAAGAUAGAUCGUCCAGAGGCCGUCAGUGAAGAUGCACUCAGAUGCACGUUUGGUCUUCAUGGACAUACAACUGGAAAGGGCAAAGUGUCCCUGAAGGAGCUGAAUUUGAGGCCAAUGGAGGUUUUUAUGUGUAGCGUGCUGAAGAGGCAAGGAUAUGGAGAGGGUUUCCGCUGGCUCUCACAAUAUAUCGACUGAUUUACGCACUUUUAAUGAAAUCAUGACAACAUGAA